Lepus europaeus (European hare) is the source of this 615-nucleotide messenger RNA. RefSeq names its product basic proline-rich protein-like. The transcript is spliced from 2 exons. The record is from RefSeq and is a predicted model, not a curated record. Bases 1 to 615 code for a protein of 204 amino acids. NCBI's taxonomy places the organism in Eukaryota, Metazoa, Chordata, Mammalia, Lagomorpha, Leporidae.
AUGGCAAGCCCCAUGGAGAAAACAGGAAACUCAGAGCAGAACCCCGCGCUUCAAACAGGACACCGAAGAGCUCCCGGAGAGGGCCCUGAGCCGGUCCUGGUGGCAGCCGGCUGGGUCUAUCAAAAGGAGGAAGCCAACAAGGACGUGGACCCGCGCCCCGGGCCCGGCGCGGCCCCGGGGGCUUUGUGCCCGGGGUCCACCCGGCCGCCCGCGCCCCCGCCGGGCACCGCGGAAGCCACAAAGCCCCGCCGGGGCCGGCCGGGGGUGGGGGUCCCGCCUGCGCCCCCCCGGCCAGGCCCGGCGGACGAGCACGCGCGCAGCCCCCACGUCGCCCGGGCGCGCGCGCGCCCACGCCCCUCUCCCCGGAGGCGCGCCCCGGCCCCCGCCCGCGCCCCCUCACCGCCCCCCGGCCACCCUCUCACCUCGUGUGCGGCGGCGGCGGCGCUCCGCCCGCCGGCCGGCCGGCCUCGCUCGCGACCCCUCGUCUUCGGCGCCCGGCCCGCGCCGCCCGCGCCCGCCCCGUCCGCCCGCCGCCGGCCCGGCUCGGCUCCCCGCCCAGCGCGCCCCGAGCGCCGCUCACAGCCGCCCGCCCGGCGCCAUCUUGGAAGCUUGUGA